GCUACCAGGUUGGUACUUCUUCCUGCUCAGCCUCUGUUACUGACAUGGGCUGCAUCUCCACCACUGUCCCCAAAGCCAUGGUCAACUUCCUGUGGUACACCAGGGCCAUCUCCUACUCAGGAUGUGCUGCACAGGUC
This is a messenger RNA of Mesitornis unicolor (brown roatelo), 137 nucleotides long. RefSeq names its product olfactory receptor 1P1-like. The annotation marks the transcript as partial. The transcript has a single exon. Lineage: Eukaryota; Metazoa; Chordata; Aves; Mesitornithiformes; Mesitornithidae. The record is from RefSeq and is a predicted model, not a curated record.